Molecule: messenger RNA, 5719 nt
Organism: Amoebophrya sp. A120
Lineage: Eukaryota; Dinophyceae; Syndiniales; Amoebophryaceae
Source: the annotation of a GenBank genome assembly
AAUAUCGACUUGCUUGUUGCAGCCUUCACCCUGUUGGAUGAGUUAGAGCUGUAUAUGAAAUAAAAUUUUGCCGUACAAACAUUUUCAAAAGGAAGAAAAGAUGGGCAACACGACUUCUACUGCCCCGGGUUCAACAGCACCGGCUGCUUCGCCCCGUGUAUGCAAUGCAAAUAUGUCUGGGUCUGGAAAUUUGUGAUGCUCAGCAUGACGUAUCGUGAGGAGGCCACAAGUGCUGGCUCAGCAUGACAAGUUUCGGAGCUUCUACGUGUUGCCUAUUCUGCAUGGCAAACUGCGUUUCUGCAUGAGAGAACAAAAGCGGGGCGCUUGGGUAAGGUGCAUGACAGAUUUCAGAGUCAUGCCAGACAAGCAUGACAAACAUGCACUCCUCCAGACCGAGACAUCUUUUCAGUUCAUACCGUGACGUCGUGGACCACGACAUUCUUCCCCCUGUAUAGAUUGCAAAAGUGUCUGGGUCUGGAAAGUUGGAACUUGUGAUGCUCUUUUUGGACUCUAAAAAAAUCUGUAUUGCAUGAUCAGCAAGAGGAGUCUAGUUUGUGCUACGCGGGGAGGGCGUUUGUCAUGCGGAAUAGGCAUCAGGAAGCCCUCUAAAAAUCUGUGAUGCUAGUAGGCCAUGCAUUACAGACAGCCUGGGUCAUGCAAAAUAUGCAUGACAAAUCCGGCAACAUUCCAGACCCAGACACUUUUGCAUUUGAUCCUCUGCUCCCCAGGACCAAUCGGUCGCGCAGCAGAUUCUUUCCUUCCUGUCCCCCUUUGACUUUGAUGAGGACGACGCCGCCGCCGCUACGCAGCCUACCACCACGGCCUUCCAGCAGCGGCGCGAGGCGAACCGCCGCGCGCGACAAACCAUAUGAAUUGCAAAUAUGUCUGGGUCUGGAAGGUGGUAACUUGUCAUGGUAAAUCUGAAGCAUGCAAAAAUCUGUCUUGCAUGAGUGCCAAAAGCUGUCCACUUUCGACCAAGUUGGGAGGGAGUUCCUCAUGCAGGAUAGGGAUGGCAGAGACCUCGCAGAGCCUGUCAUGCUAAGUCCCGCAUUGCAGACCUCAUGGGUCAUGGAAAAUCUGCAUGACAAGUCUACACUCUUCCAGACCCAGACAUUUUUGCAUUUGACAAACCAGCGAGGGGCGCCACCGGCGGGCGCAGAUGCUGCUGUUAUCGCAGGUGAACGACUUCCGCGACAUAUUACAGUGAAAAAUGCCCCCACCGGCCCCCAAAGUUGCAAAAAUUUGUGAUGCGAAGUUUCCAAAUGAAAACUUUUUGCCAUGCAUGAAAGGAGUACGAAUGAAUCUUUCUGAUGCAGAGUCUAGGCGUGUAUCGCAUCGCUUGCAUGACAAGCGCCACUCUUGCUGGUGGGGUCUUUUGCAAUACAGAUUUUUGCUAUUCACGCUUGGAAACCUGUGAUGCCGAUAGAUGCAAGAGGGCAAAUGUUUCAUUUGGAAAGGUUUGCAAUACAAAUGCUCCCAAGUUCGGGAGUGGGGGCAUUUUUCACUGUAAUGCGACAUGCUGACGGAUGAGCAACUGGUGGCGAUUUCGAACGGCUAUCAAAUGCAAAAAUGUCUGCGUCUACAAGAUUGCGAGAUUUGUCAUGUUUGUCUGGCAUGACCAAAAAGCUUGUGAUGCGUGUCCAAGAAGAGCCCCUUUUGCUUGUCAUGCAAAAACGCAGUUUGUCAUGCGAAAAGCGCAACACAAAGAAGCGCAGAUAUUUCCCAUGCUUGCCUGUGCAUUACAGAGCAUUCACUAUUCCCAACGCAGCAUUACAAGUUUCCAGACCCAGACAUUUUUGCAGUUGAUAACGGCGAGUUUGCGACGACCGGGCGAACGACGACGGCCCCUGCCGCUCCUUUGGGGGAACAAGAGGACGAAGCUGGAGAUGAGGCCGCCACUGUUGGAGAAGAUGAUGGCGGCGGCGACGAGGGCAACUCAACCACCGCCGACGUUGCGGGCGAACCCACGGCGACGACAACGAGCAUCGGGGCACCAAGGACCUCCUCGCCACCUGGAGCUGCAGUUAACGAAGACCCGGCGGAAGCGAGGACGCAGGGUAGACGUGAUUCUCAAUGCCCACGACACGAGGAACUUUAUCGAGACCCGGGCGGGCAAGAAGAUGCUGAAAUAAGAGGUGCAGUGGGAAGAUCAUCAUCCUCUGCUACCUUCAGUACCGCCGCCGCAGCAGGAGGGGGAGCUGCCGCUGCGUCCACUUCUUCCCCGCCCACGCGGACCAGGAGUGAAGACGGCACUCCUGCAGCAGCGUCUACUAGCGACGGCGCGGAUCAUCCUGCAAGAAAUCAGUCCGGUUCAGCUGCAAGCUCCACGGGUGGUGCCGUUUCUGCAACCUCCGGUGCAGCUUCAGCUCCUUCGGCUGCCGCGUCGUCAGGACGACCAAGUACAUCUGUAACAUCCACCUCAGCGGUGGAACAAGCGUCAUCCAGUUCGUCUUCUACAAGAAUGGAGGAAAACGCAGCGGGCGAAGAUCAACCUAGUGUAACUCUGCCAGUAGAGGAGCAAGGCGCCCGGGGGAGCGGGGAGAUAUUUAGUACAAGUCAACACAGUGCUGUUCCGCUUCCGGGGACGACGACCAGGAGCGAUGACGCAGCAACUGGAGGAGGUGUCCUCAAUAAUACCAGGACUAGCUCUACAGCGUCCUCGUCGACCUCCAAUAUUACAAGAAGCCAGCAACAAGCCUCCGUCGGCUCGCGGCGGCGGCUUCUCUCCGAGCGGCUUUUGGACGCGACGAAGGUCCAGGCACCGAAGAUGGAGAAACUCGCGGUGGAAGUGAACCAAGUGCACCUACGGCCAGACUCACUCAGGCUGAAAGACGGGAUUCGGACUAUUCCUGCGCAGGACCACGUCUUUCACCCCGGCGCGGCAGACCGGACCCUGUCGUUUCGCUUCGAUUGCAGUUCCGAAACCGGGUGCACGGCUUUGGUUUUCUAUCCGGUCGAGCUUGGAGGUGGGGAAGGCGUGGAAGAGGUACUUAGACAAUAAACCAAAAUCAGGUGUCGUUUGUGACAGAAACAAGAAAUAAGUGCCUUUUACUUUAUCAGCUACAGUGUCUUGUGUUGUGCUGCUCGUAUACUUAGAAGAAGUGUCGCGGAGUUUGACGGGUGUAUUUCAUUAUAGCUUUGCUCUCUCGAGAAUGUUAUUUCAGUGCGUAUCUGAAUCUGGAACUGGGCCACCAACUUCAGUCGAUUGACCACAACAUGCUCGCCAUUUCUGUGGAGUGAAGUGCGCGGACACGACGUUCUUUCUAUCCCUCGAAAAUAUGCAUAUAGUCGAUCUUCUUCCAUAUCCUUCGUGAUCAAGGUACCAAAAGUCGGUCCUGCAAACGGCGGCUCGUCUUGGUCUUCCACCACAUCCUCGAAAAUAAACGAUGGUCUUGCCUUAUCCACUGCAUCAAAUAUUGGGCCUGGCUGUUCUCUGGAAGGUUGCGACUUGUGAUGCUGCUUUAGGUUUAUUUGGAUUCCGAAAAAAUAUGUAUUGCCGGAGCCACCAGAGUAGGACUCCAGUUUUUGCUCAGCGCAGACGCCAUUUCUCAUGCUGGCUAAGCAUUAAAACCAAAGGGCGAAAAUCUAUGCCAGAUCACAGACAUCCUGACUCAUGUAAUAAAGGGUGCAUGACAUCAGACCUUCCGUUCUUCCAGACCCAGACAUAUUUGCCUUUGAUACGGCUGCGCCAGCUUUUCCUACACGGGGCCCCGGGGUUGCGACAUCCCUGCUACCGUGUUGCUGGCCGGCAUGUUCUUGAAGCCACUACAACCGCUGAAGUCUCCUGCAAAGAUCUCCUGCCCCGGCGUCCGAGAUGAAUCUUCGCAGCCUCUGGACGUGCUCGUCGUCCUCCUGCCGGGGUUCUUAUACGAAGAGGAAGAAGAUGAAUCUACUUCGGUAGUUGAUUUACUACACGACUCAGCCGAUCAAGCAGAACAUCCGGCCACAACAGCUGCAAAACAGGAGUUCAGUAAAAACUUCAUCCUGCCAUGUAGUCGCGGAGGCACCGUCGGCCUGCCGGUGCACCUCCGGGGCGCGGUGGACCACGGCCAGGGCAGCAAUAGUGACAGCACGAGGUGGACCUCCCCGUCGAGGACAUUUUUAGAGACAACAACCCAAAUGACUCUCGUUCCCUCCUCUUCUACUUCCUGGCACCCGGUUGAGAAGUUCCAAUUGCAGAGGACCUGCUUGAACGACGAGAAGAAUCUGCGUUGGCCCGACCUGCUGCUCAGCCGACCACGGGAUUUCUUGUGUGCCGCAGUAGAAGAAGACCGAUGGGCAGGACGACCAGGAGGAGCUCCAAGCGGCCCUUCGUUUAUCAAGAAUAAUAAAACCACCUCCACAUCAACUUCUAGUUCUAGUAGAGCUGUCCACCUCCUGUCCGCGGCGCAACGCACCAAGCCCGUAUGAAAUGCAAAAAUGUCUGGGUCUGGAGAAGUGGAACUUGUGAUGCUGUGUUUGGAUUCCAAAGAAAUCUGUAUUGCAUGAGCAGCAAAGGGAAUACAAUUCUUGCUACGCGGAGUGGGCAUUUGUCAUGCGAAGCAGGCAUCAACAAGCCCUCAAGAAAUCCGUGAUGCUAGGGCAUGCAUCACAGGCAUUAUGGCUCAUGCAAAACGUGCAUGACAGGUCUCAGAAUCUUCCAGACCCAGACAUUUUUGCAAUUCAUAACCCGCCUUUUUCUACGAAUCCACCUUCUUCCGCAUAUUCGUCUCAACCAUUGAAGACACGACGGCGGAAAAGAACGGAAUGAAGAACACAAGUGGUUUCUUAUCCAAAUUGAAACACACAGUGAAGACGCAGAAGCUCCACGUUGGAACGGAGGCGUACUCCCUCCGGGAUCUCUAUGGGGCGCCGGAACUCCCACAGGAAGAAGGCGCCGGUCCGACGAGUAGCUCUUUCCAGGCGAUAAUUGCCGGCGCAGCUGCCGACGAAAGAACAUCAUCAAGGGCUGCACCUACUUUAGCUGGAUCUUCUUCAUCCGCCGAUGAAGAACAGAUGUUGCAGAACAACAACGGAGGUGGUCCUGGUCCGGCUCUCGAAGAUAAUCGACCCUCGUCGCCUUCCGCAGUAGUACCCGCUGGCGUAGCUGUAUCGUCGUCAAAAGGUAGUUCACUUCCUGCAGAACCACUGAUUAACCAUACUUCUUCCACCGCGGAAACAAUGGAAGAUUUCGAGGCCAGCGCCCAACAAGCCUGCAUCAUCUGCCUCUCGGACCGGCGGAACGUCGUCGUUUUACCCUGCCGGCACAUGUGCCUCUGCGAGCACUGCGCAAAGAAGUUGAGCCAGGUGCGCAGCACUAGCAAUGGCGGGCGUCCGCAAAGCAGUAUUAAGUGCCCCCUGUGUCGGGAGAAAGUCAGCAGCUUUCUCGCGGUCGUGUGUGAAGAGGCGAAGUCGGUGCGUUGUUGAAAUCAAUGCCGAGACACUUGUUUGCGAGAUUUUUUUUCUGAAUACUGUUUCAAAUUGGCUGCAUUUGAGUGUGACAACUUUUUUCCGAUCCGUGAAGAAAUCACCAGCAUCAAGAACUACUUAUUUUGCCACUCACUGUGCUGAACAGCCUUUUGCGAGCACCAGAAUCUUCAACAACACUCGCCGGAGCGCUUUGUAGAAGUAUAGUAGCAAAAGCACAGAACAAUUGAAAAUUUUGCAGGCCGCGAGGUGUGAAGAAUGCAAGAGGAACGCGCGGCUCCGCUCCAAUCUUCCGAAAUUAAGUACACUGUAU